Molecule: messenger RNA, 2025 nt
Organism: Pleurotus ostreatus (oyster mushroom)
Lineage: Eukaryota; Fungi; Basidiomycota; Agaricomycetes; Agaricales; Pleurotaceae
Exons: 14
Coding region: 1-2025 (674 amino acids)
Biological process (GO): lipid metabolic process
Cellular component (GO): cytosol
Molecular function (GO): acetoacetate-CoA ligase activity
Source: RefSeq, a predicted model, not a curated record
AUGUCCACAUCGUACCCAACCAACCCCAAGCUCUUGUGGGAGCCCCAGCCAGGCGGCCUCACCGCCGUAGAUAAUCUCCGGAGGAGGAUAAAUAGGCAGCAUGGCCUGAAUCUCAGGGAUUACGCGGACCUGCACAAGUACUCGGUCGAGGAUUACACGUUCUGGCUGGACUUGUGGUACUACCUUCGAAUAAUCUAUUCACAAGCGCCGACCAAGAUUCUAGAGCCAGGAAAAUUAGAUAUUUCGCCUACGUGGUUCCCAGGAGCCCGCCUCAAUUACGCUGAAAACCUCCUGCAUGGAUACAACGACGCAGUUGCGUGCACUGCGGUCACCGAAAGGAAUGGAGAUGUCGUUCAUUACACGUACCGGGAAUUGCGCGCCCUCGUCAGGGACCUGGCAGCGGCGAUGCGGGCAAAUGGGAUACGUGUUGGGGACCGCAUUGCGGCCGUUGUGGCCAACAACAUCCACGCCGUUGUAAUUGCGUUGGCUGCGUCCAGUCUUGGUGCCAUAUUCUCGUUGGCAGCGCCAGACAUGGGAAAACAGGGCAUCUUGGAUCGGUACCGCCAAAUCCGCCCUAGACUAUUCUUUGCUGAAAGCCAUGUCCAAUACGCCGGCAAAGUGAUUGACCAGAUGCCCAAGGUCCGCGAAGUGGUGGCAGACCUUCUCAAUUAUGGACUAGAAGGCGCUAUCGUGCUUCCAAGUAACAUUACGGGCCAGGAUGCCCCUGUCGGUGGGAUGCUAAAGACACGCACGUUGUCUGCAUUCCUGGCUAGUGGAGAUGGCAGGCCGCUGGCCUUCGAGCAGCUCCCGUUCAACCAUCCUUUGGUCAUCCUGUAUUCAUCGGGGACAACAGGUCCUCCUAAGUGCAUCGUUCAUUCAGCCGGGGGAGUGUUGCUCCAAACGAAAAAGGAAACCACCCUUGGGUUUAGUGCUUCUCCUGACGAUGUCUAUUUCCAGUACACCACUACCGGGUGGAUGAUGUGGACGCACAUGCUGUCUGGCUUGUCAGUCGGCGCUCGUGUCAUUAUAUAUGACGGAUCCCCAUUCCAUCCUGACGUUAAAACGUUCCUCAAGUUCAUCAGCGACCAGGGUGUCUCGGUUUGGGGCACGAGUCCUCGCUUCUUAACCGAGAUCGCUAGCCGUGGCAUCGACCCUCUUAAAUUGGCGUCAUUUGAUUCGCUCCGAGCCAUCUCUUCCACUGGUGCAGUGUUGACUGCACCUAUGUUUGAGUGGACGGUCAAGACCUUCGGAGAGCAUGUCCAUCUCUCCUCACCUUCGGGAGGAACUGACAUCUGUGCAGCAUUUGUAACGGCAACGCCUGCUUUGGCCCUAUACGCCGGAGAAACCUCAUGUAAGGCUCUGGGAAUGAAAGUCGAGGUGUUUGAUCCUCAUGGAAACAACAUCGAACACACCGGCGAGCCCGGUGAAAUGGUUUGCACCAGACCUCACCCUUCGCUACCUCUGUACUUUUGGGGAGACGAGGAUGGCAAGAAAUACAGGAGCGCUUACUUUGAGAUGUAUCCAGGUAUAUGGCGACAGGGCGAUUUCAUGGUAAUCAACCCAGUGACUAAAGGUAUACUAAUGCUUGGCCGAAGUGACGGUGUUUUGAACCCCAGUGGCGUCAGGUUUGGAUCCGGUGAAAUAUACACGGUUCUCGAAAAGUUCCAACAGUACAUUGAAGAGUCUAUUUGCGUUGGACAGCGACGCCCAAGUGACAAGGACGAGCGCGUCCUUCUCUUCUUGAAGAUGCGUCAAGGUUAUCCCCUGACAAAGUCCCUCGACGAAGAAAUACGUACUGCUAUUCGUUCGAGCUUGAGUGCACGCCAUGUGCCGUCUUACAUCUUCGCGGUAGAUGAUAUUCCGCUAACGAUCAAUGGGAAGAAGAUAGAAAUUGCGGUCAAACAGGUUGUGUCGGGAAUAGAUGCGAAGCCGAGCGGAAUGGUCGCCAACCCGGAAUCCCUCGAGUUAUAUUACAGGUACAGGGAUAUCGAAGGACUAGUGGGCACGACAAAGGCUAAGCUAUAA